Messenger RNA from Pseudophryne corroboree (corroboree frog), 2583 nucleotides. RefSeq names its product acyl-CoA oxidase 2 (gene ACOX2). Gene Ontology annotation, biological process: lipid homeostasis; fatty acid beta-oxidation using acyl-CoA oxidase; very long-chain fatty acid metabolic process. Lineage: Eukaryota; Metazoa; Chordata; Amphibia; Anura; Myobatrachidae. Bases 136 to 2148 code for a protein of 670 amino acids. The record is from RefSeq and is a predicted model, not a curated record. The transcript is spliced from 14 exons. Gene Ontology annotation, molecular function: fatty acid binding; 3alpha,7alpha,12alpha-trihydroxy-5beta-cholestanoyl-CoA 24-hydroxylase activity; FAD binding. Gene Ontology annotation, cellular component: peroxisome.
AAGCUCGCAUCCAAUCACUAAGUCCUUCCCAGAUACAAUGUAUCAGCCCCUGGUGUGGCCUGCGGUAGCUGUGUGUGAUAUAGUUAUGGACUUUGCUCACACAACACACAGAUGUUUAAAGUCUGAUCUCUGACAAUGGUCUGGUGGAAAGCGAGCUCUGUGGGACAUGACAUUAACCCUGACCUGGCCAGCGAGAGAGCCUCCCCCUCCUUCAGUGUGGAAACCCUCAUCAACAUUGUAGAUGGAGGUGUGGAAGUAACUCGCCUCAGGAGAUCAGUUGUGAGUGAAAUUAACAAGGAUCCCGUCUUCAGCCGAGAAUACCUAUACUUCAAGACCCCAUCAGAGCGAUAUGAAAGCGCAGUCCGCAACACUUUCCAUUUGAAGAACAAAAUCAAGUCACUUGGAUGGGAUGAAGAUGGACCAGAGAUUGAAUAUGUUUACAGGGCUCUAGGUGGAGAGGUUGGCCUCAACAUCCACAAAGUCUUCAUAAAGACCCUCAGCACUCUGGGGACAGAUGAGCAAAUUGCCAAGUGGCUCCCCCUUGCAAGUAAUUAUCAAAUUAUAGGAACCUACGCUCAAACCGAACUUGGACAUGGAACAUAUCUUCGUGGUUUGGAAACUACCGCAACCUUUGACCCUACCACCCAGGAGUUUAUAAUAGACACUCCACAGAUAACUGCAACAAAAUGGUGGCCAGGAGACUUGGGGAAGACCUGCACCCAUGCUGUGGUCCUGGCCCAACUACAUACCAAAGGAAAGGCACAUGGCAUGCAUCCAUUCAUAGUCCAGGUCCGAAGUCUCAGGGACCACACACCUCUCCCAGGAAUAACUGUCGGGGACAUUGGACCCAAGAUGGCUUUUGAGCACAUUGACAAUGGAUACCUCAUGAUGAGAAGUAUUCGUAUCCCUAAGGAAAACAUGCUAAGCAGAUACUGUGAGGUUCUUCCUGAUGGCUCCUACAUUAAGCGUGGAUCUGAUAAGAUAAACUACUUCACCAUGAUUCAUGUGCGGGUGUCCCUACUCCGCGGUGAGGUGCUGGAAUCUCUGAUGAAGGCGUGCACCAUCUCUAUCCGAUACUCUGCCGUGAGACGCCAGUCAGAGUUAAAACCAGGGGACAGAGAACCGAAAAUCCUUGAUUAUCAAACACAGCAGCAAAAGUUGUUUCCCCUCCUGGCUUCUUGUUAUGCCAUUGUUUUUACAGUUAAACACGUGGCUAAUGUUUACAAUGAUGUCUACAAAGAAAUUAGAAUGGACAAUUUCAAUUCUCUUCCUCAGCUGCAUGCUCUUACUGCUGGGAUGAAAGCUUUUGCCACAGAGGUCUGCUCAGGUGGGGUGGAGGUGUGUCGCAGGGCUUGUGGGGGCCACGGCUACUCACUCUACAGCGGCUUACCGACACUGUACACUAAGGUUAUCGCUUCAUGUACUUAUGAAGGGGAGAACACUGUCCUGUAUCUACAGACUGCAAGGUUUUUGGUUAAGUGUUUUGCUGGGGCCCAGUCAGGAAAACCAGUUCCGCCCGACGUAUCCUAUCUGUCUUCACCACUCUCUAGUGGGUGCCAAGCUACAACACACUCAGAUUUCCGGAAUCCAGAGGUGUAUUUAAAGGCCUUUGAGCACAGGGUCUAUAGGCUUGUUGCAUCUGCAGCAACAAAAAUUGAGAGCCUGGUUCUGUCAGGAGUGGAACCGUACAUGGCAUGGAACAACAACUCCGUGGAGCUUGUAAAGGCCUCCAUGGCUCAUAUACACUACUUAACGGUGAAGGUGUUCAUCUCUUCACUCAAUUCACUGUCAAACCAGCCUGAAAUCAAGACUGUUCUGAAGCGGCUCUGUGACUUGUAUGCAUUGCAUGGGAUAUUUACAAGUGCCGGUGAUUUCCUGCAACAUGGUUACUUGUCAGGGAAACAGCUGGACAUGGUCACUACGGCCUACUUGGGCCUCUUAGCCGAGAUCCGGAAAGAUGCAGUUCUACUAGUGGAUGCCUUUGAUUACACAGAUUAUGAGUUAUUAUCGGCCCUUGGGAGCUAUGACGGGAAUGUGUAUCAUAAUCUGCUUGAGUGGGCUCGGAAGAACCCGGAGAGCAAGAAGGUGAGCCCCGUGUAUGAGAAUUACCUGAAGCCAUAUUUGCAGAGCAAUCAAUCAAAAUUAUGAAGAGAGAUCCCAUUGAAGAUCAGGAUUCCUGAAGUUAAUGGGGUUUUAAAUAGGUCUUAUGUUUUAUCUGUAUAUACAGCAUGUUUUAUCUGUAUAUACAGUAUAUCUUUCCCUGUCUGGCUCCUGCUGUCCUCUAUUGUGGUGUCUAAUCCACAGGUAAUAUCAUUUGCUUCAGAAUUGUACAGAUAAAGUAAUAUCCUACAUACCUAGAUUUUUCUAAUGUUGGUGCCCCCAACAUUCAUGAAUGGCACAUUUACAACCUGAUCACACUAAAUGUAAAGCAAUCAUUUGCUCAAUGACCAGAACAGUUUGCCCACGGGAAACUGAGACUGUUCCAUGAGAAUUGGGACACUACGGGAUUAUGCAUCUAAUGACCAAUGUUGAUUGAUCUUCAAAGUUAAAUAUUUUAAACAAUAAAGAUUAAUGUCGUCUUCA